AUGGACCUCGACCCAUCAGUCAACGGCAGCGCGGCGGAGGUGGUCUGCAGCGGCUGCGACCUCGCCAGCCGGCUUGCUGCCAGCGCGCCUCCGCCUCCCGCUGCUGAAGUAGACAGCCGGAACGCGUCGUCGGAGGAUGGCGCGGGCGUUGUCGAGGGGGGCAACACGGCCGCGGUGGUGGUUGCUGGCGGAGCUGCGAGUGGGGGUGUGGUCGGCGGUGCGCAUGUCUCGGCCGGCGGCGCUGCGCCGGGCGGGGAACCGCUGCCCCUCGGGGUGGCUUGCACCCCCGCGAGGAAGGGCGACGCCUCGGUCUCGAUGUGCGAGUCGUUUUGCCUCGCAAAGGCACCGCUGCCCUGGGCCGCGUUGAGCAUAGCCGGGAUGCGUGCGGCCAAGUUCCACUGCGUUCUCUGCAAGUGCAAAAGUUGCAGCUUCUGCCCGGCGCAGGCUGCUCCGACGAACGCGACCGUGUGA
Messenger RNA from Emiliania huxleyi CCMP1516, 471 nucleotides. RefSeq lists its product as hypothetical. The transcript has 2 exons. The record is from RefSeq and is a predicted model, not a curated record. Bases 1 to 471 code for a protein of 156 amino acids. Lineage: Eukaryota; Haptophyta; Isochrysidales; Noelaerhabdaceae.